Messenger RNA from Caenorhabditis briggsae, 93 nucleotides. Bases 1 to 93 code for a protein of 30 amino acids. The record is from RefSeq and is a predicted model, not a curated record. The transcript has a single exon. NCBI's taxonomy places the organism in Eukaryota, Metazoa, Nematoda, Chromadorea, Rhabditida, Rhabditidae.
AUGAUAAGGUUGAACACAAUAACCAUCAUUUGCCCUGCUCUCAUUCCGCCUGCGAACGAGAUGCCCCUUUUGAUACCUAUUGUUUUUGGGUGA